Messenger RNA from Lytechinus variegatus (green sea urchin), 3333 nucleotides. Its product is annotated as protein app1-like. The record is from RefSeq and is a predicted model, not a curated record. The transcript has 19 exons. Gene Ontology annotation, molecular function: calcium ion binding. The coding region runs from base 183 to 3071 and encodes 962 amino acids. Lineage: Eukaryota; Metazoa; Echinodermata; Echinoidea; Temnopleuroida; Toxopneustidae.
UUGUGAAUAGAAACUGUAAUUCCCGAUAAACUCAUUAUUAAUCGGCAUUUUGCUUGGAUUUCUUGUCCACACGCGCUGGAAUGACAACACUUCUAUACUGACUACAAGGAUUGGAACUCAUUAUAUCCAAGUGAAGUAAACAUGUCUGAAUCAUGUAGGAAAACGAAGAAAACAGUGUCAAAAUGACACAGCUACCGACUCUGUGCAUGGUCAAUUAUGACCAGGAAGAACCACCGGGUUUUCGAUACCGCUUGCCCCCAGAUCUCGGGCGACGACGUCGGGGCAAUCCGGACUCCUCGCCAAGACACGCCUUCUCUCUCCCGAACUCGCCGAGAAGUGCCCGGGUUCGAAGUGCCCACGGCCGGGGGCACUCGUCAGCAUUUCCCGCUGCUCAGAGACAAAGUUUAUUAACCUCAAAAGAUGACUCUUACACAACUCAGACAAAAAACAGCUCCAACUUGCCGAACACCCUCCGAGAGAGACGUCGAUCACAGAGCCAGGACGCCCUCCCCCUCAUCUCCCCGGAAGCAUUCAACUCACGGACGCCCAACAACAGCACGGUGGAUCCCCUGAGCAGGGAGUCUCGGAUGGUGAAAGUGAACCCCUCCUAUACUCAGCUACCCCCUCUAAAGACGAUGGGAGAGACCAGUCUAACGGCUAAUGCCGAGUUGCUCGACGGUCCCAUAUGGAAUGAGUAUCUUCAGGCAUGGGUCUCGCGAUCACAGGGUACAGCCUUUGCCUACAUCAGUUUUGCAGGUGCCUUUUCACUCACCGACAGAGGAAUAUAUGAUAUACGGCCUGAAUUUGAAGAUGCCCCUGUGGGCCCCUGCCCCCGUUUCUUUGCCCACAUGCACCGGGUGCCGCCACCCAAGAGCGAGACCAAGGAGGCACGCAAGCGGGUUAACAAGAAGCCAGAGUUCUGGACGUGGAAAGGCCGGACUCCAAUAUCGGUCCCAAAACCAAGGCCAAAAAGAAAAGUGUUUCCUAUUCACCUUUCACCUUGUCCUUCUCACACCCUACCAACCCCGCCCUCCCGACCUACCCCACCAACAGUGACCCCUGACCCACUGAAGAAUGUGUCACCAGUUGACCCUUCACCCCAGGAAGUGGACAGCGAUGAUUUUCCCGUCCCUCCAGUCAAAUUUUUGGAGAAGGUGCCCAGUAUUGAUGAAUACGACAGCAGCGACUAUGGCUCUCUUUCCUCCGGACCAAGUACCCACGUGAGAACAGAGUCUCAAUCGCAGCAUUCUGCAAAUUCUGCAGAUCAGAGUGCCCAUGCACCCGUAGUGAUGAUGUCUCCCCCGUCCUCACAUAGCAAUGGAGACAUCCAGAUCCUUGAUAACACGGGAGAGCCUUCCGCGGUGUCUCCACCGCCCACAGUUAACUGUCUUUGUUCUGUGGAAGCAUGUACAUGCAAAAAGCGUGUUAAAACCCCCCUGGAACUUCUGCGACUUUCCAGCCAGCCGCACACCCCCACCACCGUGGCCUGGGAUGAAGUCUUCAGUAUGGCCGGCGGGGAUGGCCAAUUUGAGGAAGACGAGGAUGGUAAUGUCGUGAUUCCUGACGCCUUUGAUUCAGCCGAUCUUGUCCCUCUUCACUUUGCCGUUGAUUAUAUCGAGGUCCUUCAACCGGAAGUAUAUGGUGAAGCUGUGGAGACGAACGCCGGUGAACUUGCUAACGUCGGUGUAAUAAGUGGACUCCAGUUCAACGUUGAUAAGCCACUGAAGAUCGAGAGACCGUGGAUACCCAAGAUUCUUGGACUGGAUAGGAUCAAGGUUCACAGCCCCCCUCCUGAUCCUAUUCCAACCCCCAAAGUGCCCACUCCGCCCCCUCCUAAAGAACCAACUCCGACGCCACCACCCCCGACUCCUCCUCCACCGAAGUCGCCGACCCCGCCCCCCAAAGAGCCAACUCCCCCACCUUCCCCUCCGAAGCCGAAACCAAAGCGUAAACCGGUCGUCAAGAAGACCAAGCCAGCCCCUCCGCCCCCUCCUCCACCACCAAAAACCCCCACCCCUCAACCCCCUACUCCCAAACCACCAACGCCAAAGGAACCAACACCUCAACCCCCCACACCUACCCCACCACCCCCAAAAGAGCCCACCCCUCCCCCACCAACACCACCGAAAGUGACUGUCGAGCCGCCAACGUUGCCACCUGUGAUCUAUCGAGAUCCAACACCUCUUCCUCCAAUUACUCCUUUUACGGUUCCAAAAUUGCCUACACCAGAACAAACACCCGAACCACCACCACCUGCUUCUCCAACACCCACCCCUGCCACGCCCACUCCAGUACCCCCUACGCCCUCACCAGAGCCUACCAGGAAGCCCCUUCCACCGGCUGAGAAGGACCCAGCGUUCCUGGCCGAGAUGGAGAGACAGCGUCUGGCUGAGGUGCGGAGGAUGAAAGCGAUGGCGGCCUUCGAGAGUCUGAAGAAUAAGAAGUUUGUGGUCAAGACUAAGCCCAUCCCUGAGGACUUGAAUUUCAAAGAGUAUGGCUGGCUGGCCCAGUUUUGUAUAUUAAAAGAAGAGAAGAUCAGGAUGUACAGGAUGGCAUUUGAUACGGUUGAUGAAGAUGAAGAUGGAUUCUUAAAUCCGUUUGAGACACUGAUGGCGUUGAAAGGCAUCACUGGGUCUUCCAAUCUCUCUGAAAAAGAAGAGGCUUACAUUUUACGGGUUCUUGAUUUAGCAGAUUAUAAUAUGUCACAUGGCACAGAUUUCAAACUGUUCUCCCUUAUGGCUGCUCUAUAUCAAAGGAUAUCAUCAAUCGACAAAUUUGUCAAAAAUGUGAUUGAAAAGAUGGAUCUUCAAACAUUGGACUGGAAAAUAUUUCGUGCAAAGGAGCUGUUUAAUUGGUGCCUAGAUGAGAAGACAAGACAUUUUAAGAUGGACCGGUUGUUGAUCGAACUAAGAGCAGGUGGAGUUAGUCUGGAACAUCAGCAAGAGUGUGAGGACAUCCUAGGUCCUAAGGGUCCUAUGGACAUGCUAGACUUUCUCACAUAUCUGCCCCUCUUUAUUCUCAUGCAUGACUCGGUUGUUGACAAUCCUCUUGACAUGACCAUGGAUAAGUGAUGAGGGGGCCGUAACAGAUUAAUGAGACACUUAUUGUUUCAUCUUAAGGAGAAGUCUGAAAUGUCUGAGACUCCAAUUGUUUCAUCUUAAGGAGAAGCCUGAAAUGUCUGAGACACCAAUUGUUUCAUCAGAAGAACUCUGAGAUCUCUGAGACACUGAUUGUUUCAUCUUCAGGAGAUGUCUGAGACACUGAUUGUUUGGUCUUCAGGAGUAGUCUAAAAUGUCUGAGGCACCGAUAGUUUCAUCUUCAGGAGAUGUCUGA